AUGAACACUUCUCUGUCUUCAGGUCCAGCAGUGAGUAUUUCAGAAACUUUUUACCACUCAGAAACUUUAUACCAUGAACGGAUAUUCGUCUUUUCUAAGUCUCACUGCCAAAUCAUCAGAGCCGGUUAAAAAGCGAAUGCAUGAAAUUGUCCUUUAAGCAGGUCCUUUUGAAGGUUUGACAGUGAAGGCGUUAGCUCAGAGAGGUUGUUUUUAGGGGUUUAAUGAGGGUAACUUAGUCCUUUUGAAGGACUCAGGACACUAAGAGAAACUAACUGUGGUAUUCCUCUUAAAACUGGUGAACUAAAAGUUAUUUUUGUUUAUUUAAAGGUGUAUCUCUUCAGUCUCUUCAGUCAAGAAAGCAGUCAUGGUACAGUAGGAGGAAUACCAACACGUGAAUGUAAACAGAAGCUGACUUGUAAUCUUUGAACUGGAUCGUAAACACUUAAGCAAACUGGAGAAUUUCUUCAAACAGAGAGCCUCAGUGCUAAGAGAUUAACCGGUGACUGGUUAGAAAUGCAGCCUUGGCGAGCUGCUGUUUGCAUUUCCUCAGCACUCUAACUUCUAACUAAAUGGACUGAUGUCAGUGUGCAGCACCAAAAAGGCAGCAGAGGGUGAAACUAAAUAGAAGAAAUGUGCAGCAUGUUUUAAACGUGCACUUUCCAAUAUGUUAAGUUGUUUCCUUUAAUAAAGAAAAAUAAACUGGAUACAUGCAAAUAUGUUAUAGCCUGUUUGAAACCUUACUAUUGGCUUUCUUGGAAUUGGACCAGCAUACCUCGUUCAUGCAUUUGGGGAUUGAUAUUGUCUUGUAUGUGAACACUUCAGUCAGACCUGACCACCUGGUAUCCUUAUAUGCAUUUAUGCUACUUGAGGUAGUGAACAGGAGAAGCACUUAAAGAGACAAAACUGUUGUGUGGUACAUUAUUAGUUCAGAGUUGUAGGGUUGUGAGUUUUCUACCAUUUGACAUGCGACUUGUUAACCUCAUGCAGACUUGUUUGUCUGUUGUUUUUGUAUGUGAUGUAAUAGCUCUACUAGGAAAUGGUCCAAGUGUAACAUGCAAAAAGAGGGCAUAUAGUAGGGCUGGGCGAUAAACUGAAAAUUUACCGAUACCAAAAUUUACGACAAUAACCAACAUCUUUUUGCCCAUACUGCUGUCAAAAAAAUAAAUACAUAAAAGUUUGUUUUAGAUGUGUGUAGGUAGGCUGUGGUCUCAUGUCCCUUUAAGACGCUGUCCUACGUCGGAGAUGUGACUCCACCCCAUCCAGUCAGUAACAAAGAGGGAAAGACAGGUGAGGAGAUGGAGGACGGUUCAAAAGUUGUAGCAGCUGCAGCGGCAGGGAGGGAGAUGAGCAGCUUGUGGAGUAGUUAUUGUUCAUUUAUCAUUAUUGAGGUGAACUGCUCAAUAUAUUGUGAGAUUGCUUUGAGGCCAUAUCGCCCAGCCCUAGCCUAUAGUAUAGUCAAGAUCAUACAGGACAUUUUAUUUCAUUCAUUUGGUCCGCAGUGCACAACACUGGUAAGAGCAUUCUUACAUUGUUGAGAGGAACUUAAAAGUCGCUGUGCUGCAAAAUGAUGUAAAUUAAACAGUGAUGUGAUAAAUCGUGAAAAACUAUUAAAAUUCAGUGACUAAUCACAGUCAAUAUUAGUUCAUCAAAUGGCAGCCCAAACACAGACAUGAGGUGUUGUUUAGUAACAGAGAUCUGGAUGUUGCUGAGAUUUGCUCUACUGUAUUUUUCAGUUGCUUACCUGACCUAGGCGGUAUCUAUAUGGAGUGAGACCCAGACAGGAUCAAUUUUUUAAGUACGCAAGAUAAACAUGUUGUCUCCUCGAUUUGAAUUCCAGGUAGAUGCCAUGUCAUUUAAGUGCUUUUUUUGUUGACACUACAACCCUGUCUAGUUUGAAUUAUGUUAACACACUUUUAAUUUGUUUUCCCAAUUAAGUUUUGCUGAGAAAUAUGAUAAGAAAAACAAAUAAGUGUUCCGCAAACACAAUCCAAAGGCGACAAAGUUGGAAGGUAACUGGAAGACAAUCAUAGCAUCCCACAUUUGCACUAUUUUACUUUAUAAUGAGAUGUUUCUAUCAAUGAAGGACUUUGUUGGGUCCUCUGAAUGUCACAUGCCAGUCAAAUAAUGUAUAUUGAGACAGUUUCUGUCUUACUUCCAUCAUCUUUUAACAACUAGAAACUCCUCUCUGCUCCCUGAAGCUCCUGUCAGUGCGUGUAAUCCUCCUCAGAGGGAUUAUAACACAAUAGACGUGUUUUGAUUGCUUUUAAUCAGACAACAGAGACUCUUUGUGUCAUGAACACCCGGCCCACUCACGCUGUGAAUGCAUCCACUCAUACAGCAAGGAAAGAAUUAAUUGCCUGCUGUCCAUCUGUAGUUUUAAUAUACUGUAUGUAUGGAGAUUGAUUUUUUUUUCCUUUAGGAUAGAAACACAUAUAGGAGCCAGCAGGGUUAGCUGCUUCAGCACAGACAUACAAUGACUCUCUGUGGUGGGUUUCAAACAAUGGUGGGUGGAAAGCUCCUAUAAAUGAGAGUCUGUUCAGUAAGAGGACUUUAAUGCGGUCACCAGCACCUCCAAUUUAUAAUCCUCUCCUGUGUAACAAUACUUCACAGUUUUGAUGACACAUUUUUGACAUUUUUCACCUGUCAACAACUUAAAAUGUUUAAGAUUAUCUCUACUUUGCAAUCAAGUCCAAUGAAAAUUCAGGUUCAGUCAUAUUUUCUCAACUGUUGAUGAUUUUUCUUGACGAAGUUAUCCAGUUUUUAGAAAGAUCUGACCUUUUUUUCCCGUACCACUGUAGCUGCCUGUCACUUUGCCUUAGAUCCGAUUAAUUAUGUCCUCAAAACAAGGUAAUCCAUCACAGCAAAUACUGGCAGAAAAUGAAUGUUUUUAACACGACCCUGCCUCCAUUACCUGUCACUCACCUGGCACGCUGACAGGUACAGAUGGAGGUCUCUCCAGGAUACAGUCUUCCUGAAAAACAUGUCACCUGACAAACUGCUGAGCCUGUUAGUGGGAUGGUCAUUUUAGGUUAAGUGUGCAUUCGCAAUUUAGGUGUUUCUACCUCAUGAAACUGGCUUUUUGUCUUUUGAGGUGCUCUGAGAUCAUGUAUGAUAAUUUUUCAGUUGUUCAAAGAAGUUUUAAAGAAUUAGAUGAUAUAAUAAUACUAUAUGACCUGUGUGAGGUAGCUAUACACGUCUUACAGCUCAAAAGACUCUAUAUUUAUUUCACACUGGGUUAAAAAAACUGACUUCACAGUUUGUUAUGUCUGCUUUUCCACUUAUAUAAAGUACGAGCUUGUGGGUGUUACCUUUUACACAGCUUUCAAGUCAUGAAACAGUGUGACAUUGUGCCUCUACAGAAAAUGUCUGAAGCUAGCUGUUAGCGUCCAUGUUAGCCCCCCAUGAUACCAUUCAGCCUAUCAAUCUCAAUCAAUCUUUCCUUAUAUAGCACCACUUAACUACUAAAGCUCUAAGCUAGUUAUUACAUCGCUAUAAUAGCUGUUGUUAUAAUAUCACUUGCGGCUUGUAGGUCUGAGUUUUCAUUGAAGAGUUUUUAGACGAAGCAGCUUUAAGUUUCACUAACAGUAAAGAUGCUAAUCCAGCCCGUACUGGUCUCUGUUUACAAAGUAAAUGGCGAGCACAAACACAUUGUGGCUGUUGAUGUCCUAAAACCUAAAAACCUUCUGCUAUUUUUUAAAGCUUUUGACACGGAAAGAGAAAUAAGCUUUAACUUUCCAUCACUACUUUUUGAACCAACAAAAAUCAAUGCUGAGGAGAUAGCUGGUGAUGAAACGCACAUUCAGGACGGCAGAGUCUGACGUCAGCUUGGGGCCGAGUCUUUGGAAGUUCUAGAAAUGAGCUGUUCAGAGUAGAUUACACCCACCAUUAAUGUAUCCCAGGACUAGUGUCAAACAAUAUGGUAACAUCAUUUGUAUGUAUUAAGCCACAGGUGUUGAGUUUGAGAGAUAUGUUAUUUAAAUAAUAAGGGGAUGAUGGAAAAAAAAGCUACAUUCAGUUGUAAUUUUUGGAAAAGUAUAUCUGCAUCCUGCACCGCCAUUAAUGUGAUAGUGAGGCAAACUGCUCUAAAUCACUGCUCCAAUAAAAAGUGAUACACCGUAAUUCAUGUACAAUCCAUGCAAUUAUGAGCAAUUUUAAAACCAUUUUGAGCAAAAUUACACAGCCAGGGUGAAUGUUGUGGCUCUCUAGUAUGUUUGAAGUCCUGCGAUGUAGAGGAAAGACCAGUGAAGUUGUGGCUGGAGUCCUUCCUGUCAACUGUCAUGACCUUUUGACCUCUGAGUAAAGAAAUCUGUUGUUGUUUACUUCAGAAAUGGAGGCUGCCAGACAAGCCGUAUGGAAGUCCUUCAGGUUACUUAAGAAAGAAAAAUACGGCUGUUUGUCGACGCCAAGCAAAGCUGCUAUUCUGCAGAGAAAUGUCCGUCCUCUGAGGGUUGCAUGCAUCCUGCUCAUUGAGAAUAAAUGCAGGAAUCUUUACAGCGGAAUAAUGCAUCCACCAUUUCGAAAGUUAUCAAGCAUGUUUUGGGUUAAGCACUUUUUUGAUACUAUUAAAGGUUUCAUAACAUGUUAAAGAGAAGCUUUCUGAAGAGGUAGGGGGAGCAAACUUGGCUGAUGGAUGCAACAUUUUUUCUGUUGAUAUCGGGUGAUAGAUCAACCUUGGUAUUGUGUCCUGUUCAGUAUUUUAAAGUCAUUUCUGCAUUACAUAGCAAUCUAAUUCAAUAGUAAAUCCCUUAAGUCUGUGCGUUUCCUUUUCAAACUUGUAGUCCUAUCAUAUUUCUUCGACUGCCUGACUCUGACUGAAACGAACCUGACCUUUAGUCCCCUCUUGAGUCUCAUAUCUGAGAUGUGAAACAGUCGUCUUGUGGUAUUCAGGACAUCCUCAUAAUUCAGUCGUGAGGGCAGGAUUCGCCACAUUUCAACCUUUCCCUCCCACAAUUCCUGUUUCUCUCCAUUCCACGUCUAUGAAAAUGUUUCUUAAAGAGUCAGAGAGGAAUGUUUUGACUGUUGGGUGUUGUCUUGAAUCCAGCAGACGAUGGCAUCUCAGACACUCAAGUAAAACAUUUUGUAUGAAGUCCUCAGGAUGAAAGACAUUCCUCAGCCGAGGUUAACCUUACUAUAUAAUUAAAAAUAUGUUUACACUAAAUACACAGCUUGGUUAUGAGACAUAAAAUAGACCUCUUGUUGCAGGUUUGCUACGAUGUUGGUGGAUUAAAGGAUUAAAAUGUAAUCUGUCUCUUUUUUUUACAGUCUCCAGAGUUCCAGAGACACAGAGAGGACUUCCCUGCUCGCCUGGACAAACUACGGCAGCUGAUUGAAGACAAAGUUCACAUCCUAAAGUUCCCUGUCACUGAAGAGCAACAGGUAAAUCAAAACAAACAGAAUAAUAAAAAUUCAAUCUAGUAGCAUACAACUAAUUAAGUUUUGUUUGAGUCUUCUUAAGUAAGGACUCCAUCUGUAUGUUCUUACUUGACAUCUUUUCUCCAUUUAUUCCUAACUUGGACCACCUGGUGAUCUUUCUGGUUAGGGUUUGUGUUAGACAUGAGGUCUGUCUGUGAUUUUACACGGUCAUACCUGACAGUUCAGUAUGUUCAGCAAUGAGGCAGCUGCUUUUGUGCAAAGUUGACAAACAGCCUCAUGCUUUGAAAUUGUUCAACCUCAGACACAACAACGCUCCACAUAUAAGCUGGCUCGCUUAGAAACACAAACACUGCAUAGUAAGCAUGAUAACAUUACCUGGCUGAUGGGUCCGCUGUUGAUACAAGAGGUCAAACUGACUGUGAAUUUUGACAGCAUCUUGAUCUGGAUCCAAAGACAUUACACUUCAGAUUGUCUGUUGCAUUUACAGGCUGUAAAUUCCAGUUUAAGGGAUUUUUACAUUUGUAAAAUUAAUCUCAUGUGAUAUAACUUGAUGCUGAAACAUGUCAGCACCACACAGUCAGAAAAAUCAGGAUUCAGAAUACAUUUAGCAAGCUGAGUCUGCAGCUACAAGAAGAAGGUGAGAUUAAAGUCAGGAUGUGUACGCUUCUGCAGCAGCUGUUUAUCCUUUAUCUGCUAUAAAGUAAAACUUCACAAGAAAAAAACAGCCUGUUUCCUCACAAUAUCACCCUAUUCAUCAUUUUAAACCAACACUUUUAACUGUAGCCGCCGAUUAUGACUUUUUUCAUUUAUUAGAUAAUUCUGUUAUGGUAAGAUUACAAUUUUAUUCCUGUAUAUUUGUGCAAAUGCAAUUUUCUUUAAUUCUACAUCCAAAUUUUUUUUUAUAUACAUCAAAUUUAUUCUUGAAAUUUAUUUAGAAGAAAUCUCAAAAUUCAUCAUUAUCCUCAAUGUGGUCCUAAUCCCAAUAAAGGAUUUCUUUAUUUAUUUCAUAUAAUGGGUAUGGGGGUGGGGAGCUGGGGGUGAGGCAAACCAUAACAACGGUAUGGAUGUAAUUAAGCAACUACCAAAUCCAUAUCUAGUUGUAGCUUUAAAAAAUACAUUUCAUUAUUAUAGGAAUAGUGACCACCACACUGCAGCUACAACUACAUAUGUACUGUUUGUAUUUGGUAGAGAUAAAAAAACAAUAAAGAAACAGUAUGUAAAGAUAAUUAAUGGUAAAGUAAAUGGUUCACAACCUGAGGGUGAAAUUUAGCUUAAAGAAACUUUGACUUUUUAAUCAUUAAGAUGAAAGUGAGGGUGGACAGAAUCUGUAUCAGAGAGUCUCCAUAUAUAUGAUGGGAAACAUAAAAACCGUUUCCAGAUAAGUACUGGUGUUGCAGAGGCAUCAUAAGUCAUUUUGUUUGCUGACGCAGAAACUCUGUAAAAGGGUUUUCAAACUGAAUCUUUGCUGGAGGGAACAGGGCUAAUUGCUCAGCACUGCCUUAACUGCAUUCUUUCUAACAGUCUGUACAGGGCUUUGUUUUUAUUGGCAGCCUCUUUAUGCCACUCACUUCUUUUUUCCACCCUAUUUCUCUGUUUCUUUUUUUGUUUGUUUCUGAUCUCUCCUGAGGUCAUUUUCACAAACCAGCUCAUGUCCAAUGAGAAACCGUCCGCCUGCUCGAUAAGUGUUGUUUUUCUCAAGCUUGUGGGAACCAAACUUUGAUAAAAACGCAUGUCUGAAAUGUCAGUCAGGGGGUUAAUGGCCCCUCCUCGAUGUGUAACUUGUCUAAACAUCUCGUUAAAUGAGGCUUGAAGGCUUGUAGUGACAGUCUCAGCAAAGAUUAGUGGAAAAACUACAGAUGCAGUUUUUUAUGGAUGUACUCCAAACAUGAGGUUUGUAGCUGAUGCAAUCUUCAUGAUUUUUGGCGUUUAUGAACCUGUUAUGUCUAAGUUUGAGUCUCUGCAUAAGCUGUACUCUCAAAAUGAAGAGUUUUCUCUGAGUGUAUGUCGAAUUUGAGUUUCUGAAGAGCUAAAUAUUGUAUGUUUGAGAAGAGAAUUUGACUGCAGUGUGAAUGUAGUGCCAGUUUGUUUCUCAGAGUGAGUCACAUGGACACACAUAGACGGACAGACAGGCAGAAAGACAGACAGACAGACGAAGAGACCGUCAUGUGCCAGAGUGACUCAGUGGGCCUGUUUUCCCUCAGCCCACAGACGCUCACUAACGGACUCUGUCAGCUUCAUGAGUUCAGAUUCACAGCCUGAUCAAACGUCACCUUCAACAACUUAAGCUUUACUCAUCGUGUCCCCUCGUCUGUCUGUCUAUCUGUGAACCCCACUCUCUUAUCUCUCCACUAGUGAUUCAUCCCUCUCUUCUGUUUUACUCAACAUGUUGCUAUGUCUGACAAACUGAGACAGCAGGGUACGAAAAAAGUCUCACACGUUAUAUUCAAAUCAGUCACUCUCCAGUAAAUUGCUUUUCCCUCGUGGCAAAAGACGGGAUCUUUAUUUAGGCGUAAAACAGGCAGUUCUUGGACUCUAAAUUCAGCCUGAGGUAAAUGUCAGAUUUCUGAGGGAUGAAGUCAGAAAAUUUGCAUUAGUGUUGUUACAUGUCUUUUCCUGAUUUAAUGUCGCUUUGUUCCCUGUACCUGUGCGAAGUUUAAAAACAACAGAUGUCUAAAAGAUCAACCUUAGCAAGUUAUGUGUCGGAUUUCAAGAGAAAAAGUGUUAAUUGGGCUAAAUUUAAGACACACUAACCUGAAAAGCCUAAUUUUUAAGCAUUAUGUGCCAAAAGUAAGAUCUCAGUCAUUUUUGCAUUUUCUUUUUUCAUCAAAAGACAUUUCAAGAAAUUUGAGAGACACUAAUAUAUAUAUUUUUUAACUCAUUACUGCAAUUUAAUUCUUAUUUUUGGUGUGUAAGAGCUUGAAGUAAGACAUUGUAUUUACUUGUAAUGUAACAAUGGCUUAGAUAAAGUCCAGUCAGACAUUUUUACUAAAAAUAAGACAAAAACAGUUCCUAACAUCUGGAUUUUUUUAAACAUCUGGAUUGACUGUGCCAACACCUCUGUAAGACAGCUUCUCCUUUGUUUUCCUCUGUGUGGCUGUUGAGCGUCUAAAAGCUUCUUUAACUUCUUGGUCCUUGUCUCGUGAUCAGGGUUCGGAGAACACAGGGACAGCAGGACUGUGGAGGUUUGCUGUUCUGAGCGAGGAGCUGACCUUUCACCUCCAGCAGCUGCAGAGACAGACAGAGCAGGAGCUCAGCAACAUCUGCACACAGUGAGUCAGCAGCAAUGAGAUUUAUUUAUUUGCAUUAGUCUGUUCGAUAAGCGCAGUAGAGCAGGAACCUUUUUCUGGGUGUAUGUUGAGUAAUGACCCUCAAAAUACUGAUCCUUUGAGUCACAAGGUUGACUGUGACAUAUUUAAGUCAAUUCAAUAAGGUUCAAGAAGGUACUUCUCAUUGCCUUCAAAAUGUCUGAUUAUAUGUCUAAAAUUCAGAGUUUAUUUUUUCCAAACUGGACCAUCUUCUCAUCUUAAAUCAGACUGUCAUCUUUGUAAACAGAUCAAAACUCUGUACUGGUUUGUGGGGUUUUGUCACAGAGUUGAAACACAGAUGCAGGAGUUUCACUGAACCUCCUAACAGCGGCAGGUUCUGCUUCACUGGAAAGUACAACAGGAUCCAGCCUGUACCUGAGUGUGUAUGAGAGAGUUUGCACAAAUGCAUGUCUGUAUGGCUGAGAGGAAGUCAGAGAUGGGGCGAAUGAAUCCAGGUACCAAAACGAUUAACAAGCACUUCAGCAAGAGUCCAACUGGUUAUUUGCCGAACAAUGACAAUUAUACAAUUUUAAGAGCCAGACUUUCAGGUCAACAGCCGACCUGACCUGUGAGAUUUGUGCACUUUUGUUUAAUUAUGCUUUAUUUAGGUCAAACAUGUGGUGACUUGUUCAAAAACCUACAAUAUUAAAGACUAGACCAGCAACAGUCUGUUCUUCACAAGGUCAAAAUGACUGUUUUGGUGUAGGUGGAGAUACUGGUACAUUUAUAUGCACUGUAAGUUAAUUAAGCCACAAUUAAAGCUCUAUUAGGCAAUUUAACUGCAAUACUGUUCUCGUCUCAGUUCACAAGCACCAGACAAAAUGUAAUAACUGACAGGAGCAUGUCUGUCUCCGCUACAGUGAACGGCGACAUGCUUGUAUGUACUGCUGGGCGUUCUCUUAGUUGACCCCAAAAUAACCGACAAAAUGUGCUGACACAGCGAACAAUAAAAAUCUCUUUUACAGCCCUGUACCGUUCGGUCUUAUGAUUCAAUAUUUCAUGUCUUUUUUAUAUCCUUUCGUCAUCUGUUGAGCCCAUGUUCACAACCCUGCUUCCUAGAAAUGCUUUAAAGACCCACUCCAACGAAAAUCAUGUUUUUCUUAUUUUUUAUACCUUCAUCUGGCAUUUUUCUGAUGCUACAGGACAUAUCAUGAGAAAAAUAAGUGCAAAAUUGCAUUUCUUAGUAUUUUUGCAUUCAAAUCGCUGUAAAUCUCUGGCAGACCCAAUUCGUAGCAAAUCCAAGCUCCGUCCCCAAAGCCCCGCUAUGCAGGCCACAGUCUGAGAAACAGAGAGGAUGAUCACAGAACAAGCUUGAACAUUAGCGUAUUAACAAUGCUCCUAAGAAAGCUAAUUGUGAAAUUAGUGAUAUUAGAGAUAAUAGUGUUCGAGGGCUGAAUAGCUCCUAUGUUAUCUGCCACUUCUACUACACUGGCAAUGUUAGGCUGCAAGCUAAUGUGAAGAGGGGAGUGCAGAGCAGCGCUGUCUCCGCCUACGACUAAGAGGCGAAUUGCUAAUGAGCUACCGGAGCUCUGCAGAAGAAAAGCCCUUGGAAUUGACACAGGAGACGUGAUUUGGGCUAAAACUUUAUAAUCACAGUUUAAAGGCCACUAAAAACAAUUUAAGUAUUAAAAAAAAAAGAAAAAAAAAACAAUCGGAGUGGGACUUGAAUGCUUUACUUUAAAGUGUUUCGAACACUUCUGCCGGAUUUAGUUCAAUUGAAGUGCAAACAUGACUGAGAAAAUUGAUCUCCAACUGUAUUAUCCAGGUAUGUUAGUCUGACUGUGAGAAGUUACAUUUUGUGAUAUCAUAGAACUAAUAUGUUUACGUUUCAAUGUUUCAGUCGUACUAUCGCGGGAAAUACAUUUUUUUAACCAACUAAGUGAUGUAAAAGCUCAUUUCUGUCUUAAAAAGGGUCUUACUCUAAAAAAGAUAGAAAGAGAUCAGAGAGAGCAUCUCAACGGCAAGUAUAAGCUCUUGUUAUGAACAUAAGUGCUGAUUUGUGACUUAGAUGCCAAAAGGAUUUAAUAUGCCCAGGUUUAAAAAUACUACAGUCCUUCUUUAGUCUGCUUUAAAUUGUCAAUACUGGCACCAAAGCCGAAUAAGUGAAUGAAUAAUAGUCAGAAAUGAAACUCUGAAAAAUGUGUCUACCAUCACAGAUGCUCUCGUCUUUUAAAUGCUGUAUGUGUAGCUCUGGUGUGGACAUCAGGCUGGCUGGACAAACAGUGAAAGUGUGACAAACUGUAAAAGUUGGACUCAGUCUGAAGUCCUUGUAAAAACUUUAACAGAAAGUGUGAGAAAGUGAAAGUUUCCUGGUGAAUUUUCAGUUUGCGUUACCACUUGUGCCGCGCUGACAGUAAACGUUCAGAUGGUGGUAGGUGGCUGCUGCCUCACCCCGCUCUCUCGCUCGCCCGUACUCUCUGUACUGCCGCCAUGACGAGCCGUUUGGCAGAGCAACACUUCAACUGCUCUCACUUCUGUCAGACAAGACAAGCUAAAACACAUCUCAGGAUUCAAGGUGUGCCAGCAGACACACACGCACGCACACCCACCCACACACACACAUUAUUCUGAUCAUAUUCCAGGAAAUCUCCAAAUUUCUCUGUAACUUUAGUUCUCGUCUCCGGGACUGAUCGGCUCUUGUCACAACUGGGAUCAAAGACUUAAUGGGAGGAGAUGAAUGGUGCGGUAAUAAAACCUUUUACAUGUCUCUGCCAUGUUGCCCUGCCCACUUCUCAGAUCCUCUUGGCUUACUGGAAGAAGACGUCACCCUGCUCCCGUUUUUACAGGGGUUUUCCUCAGCUUUAAAGGAAGGCUUAUGUAGUCGUGUCAGCGACAACACAGGGUUGGGUUUUAUGCAAGAAAAGAGGAUCAGGCUGUGACUCUACAACAACAGAGAUAAGACAAAUCUGUUAUUUCUGAGCGUACUUCAACAAGCUGCGGGAGUUGAGCAGCUUUCACACUGAAAUUGUUGGGAAGAGUUCUUUAAAACUCUGCUGUGGUGCAGUUUUCUCUCUCUCAAAACGAUAACUGAAGUCUUCCAAAAGUGAGCUGUCCUGCUGUAAGUCAGAAGUAAUCCAAGCAAGCAGUAACCUUCACAGCUCUCUGGUGGAGUUAAAGCUGUCUUAGUGGUUUAGGAGCCAAAGUUUUCCAUCACACAGAGCAUGCUGUCCCUACAGAGCAGCUCACUCUUACUACAGACUUGGUGUGUGUCCUUUAAAGCCCUGUAUGUACAUAUUCUUAUUUUUGCAUUCUUUUUCCAUAGCCUGUCCCCACUCCUGAGUUGACAAAUCUUGUGAAGCCUUUAGGGUCUCACAUACAGACUCUAUAUUGCCUGCAUAGAGAGCAAGCCCACUGAGCAUUUUUUGGUCUAAAAGAGGACUAAUAGACGUCUAAAUGUAGCCUAGACGACUGGUCUGAAAUCAGGCUACCACAGGUCUAAAAAUGAAAGUUUUUCAAUGUCUAAAUUUAGACCAAUGUAAGACUAAAUCUAAACCUGGGCUUUAUCUAAUUAUUUUGGUUAAGUACAUGAAGAUCAAUUAUGCAACUCACGGUUGCUUUUUGAAAUAAAUACUUCUAAAUACUUCUCCCGUCCAAAAAUGUACAGAAUCUAAACGGUUGAAAUUAGGCCUAAAAAAACUAGACAUCUAAUAGCCGUCUAUUGCUCAGUGGGAGGAGUCAUCUCAAAUUAAAAUGAUUGGCAGAAAUGAUUGAUGCUCAAGGGAAUCACCCCGUCUAUCCAGCAUGCUGGAAGUAAAGUGAGACAGAAAAGUUGUUGACAUGACAUUCAGACUAAACAAUAGUGUGAUCCCACAGACAAAGCGCCAAUGCUUCUGUACCAUCUGUUGAGCCUCAGUUAAACUGUUGAUAGCCAUUAAGAAUAAAUUGAAACUUUGAUUGACAAUCUUAGAGCCAAAGAAGACACAAAGAUCAGAUCAGAUCAAUUCAAACAUUCCGUACAUGGACUAUAACAAAGAAGGAAACAAAACCCGCUCUGGUCCACUCAUUCUGGGUCAGGUUAUCAUCGGAUAAUUUGUCAUUUGUGAUCCAGAAACAUAAUAACCAUUAUUUUUUUAUGUAGCUCAUGCAGACCUUCAUUAGUAAUUUUUCCUCUGGUGUUACUCUAAGUUAUCAAAUUCUCUGACCAAUACUUUCUACUGCCUUAACACAGCAGGGUGACUCAGUCUAAGAACAUGAGAGUUUUUUUUUAUCGUGGUUUUCUGGAAAGACGUUGUUUACCUAUUGGCAAAUUUGAGAAAAUACGUUCAAGUAAAUCCUGACCUGAUUUCAAUAAGAAUAUCAAGAUUUAAGUAGCAUCUGAUGAUGAGCUGUGAGCUUAAACCCACAAACAGAGAGUUCAAAGCAGAUCAACUCAGCAGCUGGCAUUAAAACAGCAGAUGAAGUUUAACUGUGAUGGAUUAUGCAUGUUGAUUUCAGCCGUAUUUUCCCGUGGAUAGACUGAAACAGAGUCUUCAGCUCAGUUACGCAAGGAGACUUCUCCCUCUGCCAAGACUAACAAACAGACUGGCAGCUUGGAAAAGUCCCAUCUGAACUCUGUCGACUCUCUCCUCCUCUUGACCUUCCUCCUCCUCUUCUCCGAAGGCUAAUCUGUUCCUGAUAUCUUCAGAAACUUCUGAUAUUGACUGUGAAAUCAAUUUGACACCUCACUGAUUCGAUACCUUGACCCUAAGAUUACUGAAACCAGAUAGAAAGCUGGAUUUUCUUCUUUAAAGCACCAACAGCACAAAGGUCAGAGGUCAGAGAUAUCACAGAUACCGUUUCCUGCCUUUUAACAUUCCAUUUAAGACAAACUGUUUGCUUACUGCCUGUCAGGUAUCAUUGUAAAGAGGUCAUCAGUGUUUUUCACCUCAUCUGCCAGUGGUCACAGGGCUUUGGGAAAUCCCAACCUUAAAUCAGGUUGCUUGAAAUUUCCAGUUUUUGUAUAAUAACAAAACCAACACAAUGUGAACCAGCUGUAUCCUACACUGUCCUUUCCCCUUUAUAAUAAUCCAAUUCAAAACAUGGUCCUGCUAUGAUUUAACUGAGGUGGGUACAUAGACUGUAUAUACUAUGGACAUCUUGGUUCCGCCCUUCGCCAGUCUAUGGAUUUGAAGCCAAAAAGUUCUCGGUAAUUCUGCGUUUUCGGUCCAUUUCCUGAAACCGAUAUUACGCAGUAGCAUUGUACGCACUCCACCGCUUGUGCAGUAGCAUUGUGCACAUUUGACGGGAGAGUCGCUGAGAGUCGCUGUGAUGACGCUCGGCUCAAACAGCAUAUCCCCCGGGUGAGCUAUGCAAUCCCUGAACGCCCAUAGGCUGUAUCAGGUGUCAAUCAUCAAAAACGUGAACCCCUAAUAACUUUUAAAAAUGGAGCGGCACAGAAAAAAGAGGACUUGAGCACAAACCAGUCUUACAAUAACUACAUGUCAACAUCACAAGCAGGGGGGAGAAAGAUUUAUGUUCUGUGUAAUAAAUCUCUAAAGUUUGUCCACAGUCCCAUAAGCUUUGCUGGCGGAGGCGGGAUUUAUGACCUGUACUGCAGCCUGUCACCAGAGGGGGCUGUUCUCAGGGUGGCUUAACCCAGCGAGGAGGCAGACGGCGUCCAUUCUAUGUACAGUCUAUGGAUGGGUAUCUUAAUCCAAGUGCCCAACACGAUCUUGGGUGACAUGCAUUUAGGCUCCCACUCUCCACACAUGACAGAUAUAAGUCCACACUUCAGCACACUGUUUUGAGCAGUGUGCAUCCAGAGAUCUCACCGUGUGCUUUCAAACUGUCCGUCCCUUUUUGAAGCACAUAUGUGUGUGAAGAUGUUCUUCACACAUAUGUGUGUGUAUGGAGUCAAAAGUACGGUAAAUUACUGCGUGUUACGUCAGAGACCAAUUCCAAAGGCUGUAGCAUGGUGUUCAAGUCUAUCAGUCCCAUUAGAUACGGUGAGACCAUGAUAAUGCAUAAAAGACAAACUCUUAAAGUGAAGCACCUUUACACGGUCAGGCUGCUGGGUUGGCUAAUGCUGCAGGUGUCUGUAUUUAUUUGGCUCUUUUUCAUGUUGUAACAGCGUUUGGAAAGAAAAAAAAAACUUGCUUUGUGAAUUAUCUUGGCCAUUCUGCCAUCAUAACACUCAUGAAAUAGUCCAGAUCUGGUCUUGGAGGAUUUCUUGCUUCACAACAAUGGAAAAAUAAUCUGAAUGAUUGAAAACCUAUCAGUUUCAGCCAAAGCUGCAUCUUGAAGGUGAAACAUACAUAAUAAGGUGAAAUAAGGUGAUCCAUCUUAUUUUAGUUUUUGGUCGUAACAGCCUCAAUUACGUCCUUUCUUUCAGUUUCGUUCAUGUGUAUUGUUCUGUUUCGAUUCAGACUCUUUUGUUAUUCAGUUUGAUACUUUCUCUUUCUUUCAGUUGCUGUUCUUUAACUUUCUUUCCCUCCCCCCCUGUAAGCCUGUUGUGUAAUAGAGCCAUACAUGAAAAAAUAUGAUUUCUUCAUCCUCGUUGCUCCCUCUCCCCCUCAUCUUGUUGAAACAUUUCUGCUUCAUUAUAGCAUUCUUCUCCUCCCCUUUCCUUCCUGCAAAUAAAUAUGUAGAAAUGUUUGUGCAGCAGUUCGAAGCAGAGUGAGACAUAACGGCAGAGUGGAUUUACAUACAGGUCUGCAGCAUCACCUUUGUCCGUGUCAGAAACAGUAUGUGGAGUGGGUUUAUCUUCUGUACAAUGGAUCCUUUCUGCUCUAUAAAUACGCCUGAGCGUGUACAUCCUGUGUAACCUCGACAUGGUGAAACCAACAUAUGUGACUGGCUGCGUGAAGUGAUAUACAUUAAUGUAAAAAAGAGAAAAAUAUAACACCCACACAUUUUUCACCUGCAAUUAUGGACUGAAAUGUGUUUGUCACAUACAUUCAAGCAAUUAUGGAAACCUAUUCACGCUUUUCUGUACGUACGCACCUAAUCAGAACACACUGACAGCUGGUGCAGUGUGUGUGUGUGUGUGCGUGUGUGUGUGUGUGUGUGUGUGUGUGUGUGUGUGUGUGUGUGUGUGUGUGUGUGUGUGUAAUUUUAAAAUUGUCAAAACACACACACACAGAUACACAUAUAUUCAUUGGUAAUUACUGUCUCUUCACACUGAUGGAUGGUGUUUCUUGCAGCUCAUCACGCACACACAGGUGUUCUAAUGAAGGCCUUUGAUUGGUUAAGAUAAGUUUUGAUUGACAGGUGACAAAACAGCUUGUUUGAGUGAGGUUUCGAUUUCUUGCAAUCAUCAGAUAUACUCCCAACACUGUGCUGCACACGUUCGUUUCAAUAUUUAACCAAACCUGUUAUUCUUGUUGGAGAUAUUUAGACAUGAGUUAAAUAAUUUAUACAAAAAUAUGUGCAGAAACAUGCAGAAGAAACAAAUUUCAGAAACUGGAGACUCUCCUUGUUGAUAUUUCUCAAUAAGGUUUCCCUGAGUCCAGAAGAUUUUGGGAUAUUUUGGUAUCAAUAAACAGGGGAGGCACAGGCUUAAAUUUAGCUCUAAAUAAAAACCACAGUUUUCAGAUUCAAUGAAAAAUGGUAUGACCAGAAAAAAAACAAACAUCAAAAAUAAUGGUGCAACUUAAUAUUCUUCAAGUCAGAUUCUUUUAAUAAAACUGCUGCAAUAAAACAAGAUGCUGGAGGCCACUGGAGACCAGAUUUUCAUUUUGAAUGUCCAUAAAACAGAUUUGAAGUGUUUUUACAAAAAGCCCAGAUCAAAUGCUCUCAUAUUUCUGAGGGAACACUUUGUCAUGUAGAUUCCUUUCAGCGCUGCUUUGAGAUGAGUUUUUACAUUUGUGCAAAAUCUAGCCUGACAUUAUCGCUUAGAUGAGAGGAUUUCAGUUACAUCACGACAAAAUGAUCCAAGGAUGAGAGUGGCUGCUGAGAGGAAUGCAUGUUUAUAUAAGGCUGUCUUUUGAAUGAUUAAAGGGAUCUGCAAAAUUUAUAGUAUCAAGUGUUAUCUCUAUAUAAUGUCCUAGUUAUUAAUCUCAGUGCAAAUAAUCAGGAAUCUAAAUGGUCACAUACCUUUUUGUCCUUUUACGCACACUGUAGAAAAGCUGCAGCGGCUUCUUCUUGCUUCCUGCUGUCACGGUGAUUUAAGGUAACACCACAUUGUUUUCAGAUAUCAAAAGUGACAUGCACUUAGUGUCAUACUAAAUUUAGGUAUCACCAAAGUGCUUCGAGUUUGAGUGAACGCCUGAGUUAGGUAUACAGGUGGAGCUAAUCAGACUGAUGUCAGCCGGCAACUGCAUCACUAAAGCCAGCAGAGCAAUACUUUGGUGAUUUAAAGUCAGCGCAGACUGUCGAUGAAAUGCUUUAAAGCUGUCUCCUGCCUCAGAGCCGUAGUUUCAGACCACAUCAGUGUAGCAGGACAGCAUUUAUUACAAUAAUGCACUUAAAAAGUCAUCGCGUUCAUUUGAUUCCCGGAUUAAAACACUGGUAAAGGUUGCUUUAAAUUGUUGAUAUCCACUUAAAAUAUGGUUUUAAAUUCAAAAUAAUGCAGUUUAUGAAAAUGUAAUCAGCUUUUUAGAUACAGCUUUAAUAAGGACUUGUUUGCCUGACCCAAUACUUAUAGUCACUUUACGUCUUGGUCAUAAUAAGCCUGUAUUUCGCACUCCAAAUUUAGCAAACUCUACCUGCUGUAUUUAUAGAUUCCCGCUCAGACUUUACCACCGUUCAUUACUCUUUAAUGACGGGAUCAUGUAUAAUGAGCAGGUGGUUAAAUAAAUAAGAAUCUUGACUGGGUGUUCAGUACUCCUCUUUGCUCUGCGUUUGCUCAUUUUUUAAUUAAUUAAAGUUAAAGUAUGAUUUUAAGCCGAUGUCAGAAAUGUUUAUCAUUAAGGAAAGGCAGCAGUGUCAGUGAACAGGAUGGAGGUUUGAAUUAGGAUACCCAUUUUUUAAAAGCUGAAAUAUGUUACCUAGAUGUUCAGAUUUUAAGAAAAAUACAUUGCAGUCGUCUUGAAUCAUUUUAUUAUCUUAGAGAGAGCUUUAACAACAAAAAGGUUUUAUUAUUAUUUAGAAGAAUCUGUAAUCUUACGUCACUGUCUCCUUAAAUCUCUAACAUUUACUAAACCUUAUAUCAAGUUAGCAUAAUAAGUUACUCUUCAUUUGUCUCUAGAUGUGAGGCAAAGAUCACCUCCAUCUUUUAGCUCUUCUUCAGAUUUUUCCUCUCCACAAAGCUGGCUGUGGAGUCAGCAGUCCUCCUUUAAAAACCUCAUUAAUGAAGUGUUAAUAUAUUUCCCAGAGGGCUUUGUGUUUUUUUGUUUCUUUUAAUCCGUCUUCCUCUACAACGUGGAUAUCCCUCCUUCAGUUAGUUCAUUAAAGGCUUCCUCAGAUGAGCUGCUCUUCUUCAUCUUCUUCACAAACAAAACACUUCUCUGUCUCUCAUCAGCGGCUGCUUACGGCGCUCUGUAACAGAGGGUUAGCGCCUCCCAGUGGACAUACCACCAGUUACAUCUUUGUUUUUGUAGUUUAGGUUCAUAUACUCAGAGCGUAUUUUUCAGAAUCUUUGUGACAGCAGAAUAAAACAGGCAGGUAGAAAUCAUGAGCACAUUAUUAUUUCUACUAUAGCUGUGGUCUGUUUAUUCUGCACUCCAGUGCUCCUGCUUUUAGUUUCACAUUCACCAUCGAGUUUGCAGCUUCUUUCAUUGCCACUGGCUGCACAAAAAGUACAAAUUACAGUACAGCACCUUAAUACCCCCACGACAAGAAGACAUAUUUCUAGGACUAUAGCCUUUACAAUAGCUGAUACUACAGUAUUAGCAUUUUAAGUAGUAUGAUUAUAGUGAUAUAAUUUGCUGCACUCUCUUAAUGUCAGUAUGAAAUACUGUAAUACUGCAGUACUCAUCUUAAGCUCAUAGUUCUGUUAAUGCUAUAUUCAAGCUAUUACCACUGCCCAGAACAGCAAUGAUACAAUGAUAAAGCACUUUUGCUUUGCCUGCCUGAACUAGUACUGAGAGCUAGUUCAGGCAUGCAACCAGAGCAGCUCUGUGUCCUCAUAAUCACCCGAUGGGUCUAUUUAAAGAGCAAGCUUUCAUGUUUCUGCAUCUUUGCCAGUGCUGCACUGAAAGUUUCAGCCUCACCACCUCUGCAGCUUCCACCUGCAGACUCCAGCUGUAGGCGGUGUGAGAUAUUGUGUCAUCACUCCUUACUUUGUGCUGGAAAGUUAUCUGCAAGGAUGAUACCAAAGAAGGCAGCCUGGUUGUUUUGACCAUUAUCCCCACAUCUUUGCUUAGUUUUUAAUCGAAAUAUUAUGCAACCAAAAGACGUCUUCCACAUGCAUCACUUUUAUUGUUGUUACCUCUGCAGCUGGUCAUACUUCUACUACUUCUUCAUACUUCCAGUUGAAAGUAUUCACUUCUCAACAAGGUGUCAAACAAAAGAAAAGUUGAUUCCUAACCUGGUGUAAAAACAUCCUAUAGUGGCUACUCCUUCUGUGUUCACAAUCACAUGACUUUCUUGAGUAUUCAGCAGUUGAUGACUUUGCAAAGAAAACACAACAGCUCUUUGUGUGUCUUUCAAGAGUCCGCCAUCUUUGUCUGAGGAAGGAGCAGUUUCAUAAUGAAGUGUGUGACCUGAAAUAGGGCGUCUUCGACAAAUCAGGAAGUGAGAGCAGAGGGUUCAAAGACCGCGAUUAGCCUUUAAUGAGAUCUUUCAAGAACCUCUGAUAGAGCAAACAGGACUUCUAAAACCCAUACAGCCCUUUAAGAGUUUAUGUGCUGAUAUGGUGCGGUGUCUGUCGUCAGUGUUUUCAGAAGCUAAUCUCUGGGUGUCUUAAAGACAAUCAGAGAGCUCUGACCUGUCCUGUCCUGUCCUGUCUCUUCUUUUCUCCUGAAUUAAGGAGUGGCUCAGGUCGUCUGUCAGCACUCAAGGGGUUUAAGCUCAUGUUUUCUCAGCUGGAACGACCUCAUAUAUUAAAGACCAUUCUGUACACUCUGUAAUGAUUGAUGUCUUCACAUUAACAGCGUUUUAAUAUAUAAAUGUUUUUUAAUGAGCCCAGGGUAAUUCAUGAUCGAUUUCUUGACAUUUUAUGUGUGUGAGCUGACUUUUUCAUGUUUGGUUGUAUUAAUUUUCGGUAUGUUUUUACUUUUAAAAAUAUACAGCAUUUCUAGUAAUUCCCUCUUUGUCACUGAGUCAGAAUUAAAGCUGUUUAUAAAGGAUAAUAUACUGCAUUUAUUUACAAAUUAACUAUCUCUCAAUCCCAACCUGCACUGAUUUGCAUUUGAAGAGCUUUGGAUGGAUUUUAAAGACAUUUGGUAAUUUGACUGUUUUUAUAAUUUUGUGUUUCAGACUCUCACAGAUCGAGGGCCGUCAGCAGCUGCUUUCCUCCGAACUUUUGAGCCUUCAGGAGAAAAAGAAACAGGCCGAACAGGAGCUCAAGAGAAACUCCAGCCUUCAUACGUCCACUGUGAGUAACCACAGAUAGGAUUUUUGAGUGCCAGUCGGUUAAAUGAGAAACUCAGUUUAACUUAUUGUCACAAAUAAGCAAAGAAGAGCAUGAAUCUAAGGCUUUUUUAGAAUAAGGCGAAGAAAUGUGCAGUAAUAAGAUGAAAACAUGUUCAAUGUGUGAUAUUAUAAAGAGUCUGAGUUGGUAUGGCAGCCUUUUCUGCAGGGUUUGACAUGGAAACAAGAUAUUCAUGACUAUUAUUUGUCAUGGCUUGAGUUUAGGGACAAAACAAAAAAGGGAAAAUGCACCGUCAGUUCAGUGGGGCAAAAGUUUGUUUCAAAAAAUUGACAGUCCUCAUUGCCAGUAGAGGAUGUGAAAUAAAGAGAGAAAUAAACUACAACAAUUUUUGCCAUGUGGAGAGACUGUCAAAGGAUGAGAUAGAGAGAGGUUGACUGCCUGGUGGAGUAAAACACCAUCCACCAGCAACCUGCAGGAAGACAAACACAGAACCAGUGAAAGGUAACCAAUUAGCAGACCCUUUACAAGGGAACUCAGUCCUUUUGGUGAAAAAAACUAGAAAACUAGAACAAAAUAUAAACUAAUGCAGAGAGGACCAACUUGACAAGUGAUUAAAGUAAUUUUAGGAGAGGAAGAAAGCCCGACUUAAACACAAAUAUAAGUUUAUGCUCUAUUUAGACACUUUUUAGAGCUGCAUUUAGACACUUUUAAGGAGACAGCAUGUACAUGUUUCUCUUCCUGAGUUUGAGAGUCCGUGUCAGUCCACCAGUCGGUCUCUUGAAAACAGGGCAAGCUUAUUGUCUCCCCUGUCCUACUGUCCUCAUAAGUGGACCUUGAGCUGUUGAUGUAUCGUCUCUCAUAAGGCUCUGAAAAUGCAUGAGAACACAAGAGAGAAAAAGAAAAACCUGAGAAGCUGAGCUGUUCAGUAAAACUGUUUUGUAUUUCAUUGUCCUCUUCAGUUUCAGUUGUGCACCUGUCGGGAGCUCCAGGUCUCCAUCACCGAUCAUUUGCUCCAGUCGGAGAGGCUUGUGUUCCAGGAAGAGGCACUGAGCACGCUCCGUAACCUGUUGACACAAGAUCUGCAUAGGUACCAGGAAGAGAGGCAGAGACUGACCCGCUUCACGCAGAAAGUACUCACUCAGUCCCACAGGUAGACAAAACCGACUCCUAAUAGAAGUUUGAUUCCUUCAAUUUAAUAAAAUAAAAUGUCAAACAUUAGUUUUUAUACAAAAACUCUGUUUUAUAUCAAUAUCUAAGAGAGUAAUGAUGAAAAAAAAUUAUCUUUUCUUUUCUCAUCAGGUUGGACAGAAAGGAAAGGUCUCCCCCUAGAGAGAGCGACCACAGCAUGCAGGGAAAGAGUGAGACAGAGCAGGAAAACAACAUGGUACAGCUUGAUUUAAACUCACUUCACGUUGAAAAACCUUCUGACUUUGCUUGACUCUGAUUUCCUGUUCUUGGUGCCAGUAGACCCUUUAACACCUCUUCCAAACAGUGUUUACUCUUUGGAAGCAAACUAACACUAAACCUAAUCCCACCUGUUGUUCUGAAGGGUCCAGCUACUAUUUUACCAACAGAGGUUUUAAACCAAACUCCAGAACAUGGGUAUACGUGUUAAAUGGAAAAUAAAAGGAACAGUCUGGGGUGCUCCAUGAGAAGUGUGAGCAGUACUUGACUGGGUCUCUGUGCAAGAGAUAUUGAUAAGGAGAAAUGUUUGAAAAUACGCUCCACAGUUGAGUGACAGAGAAUAAGUUUCUGAUUUUGCAGAUUUUAUCUGACAUUUAAAGGGGAAGUACAUUCAUGAUGCAUGUAAAAACUGACUUUUGGGCUGGUGCUAAUGUCUGCAACACAGUUUGUCACUGUAGCAUCUGUCAUCAGAUGAGUUUUUUUAAUGAACUUUAUUUUGGGUCAUUUUUGCCUUUAUUAGAGAGGACAGAUGAAGAAAGACAGGUAAUGUGGGGAAUCAAGAGUGUGGGAAGACAUGCAGAAAAUGCCGUGACAAAGCCUCUGUAUAUGGAGUGAACUUAGACCACUACACCAACAGUGCCCCCCAUCAGAUGAAUUAUAUUAUGAAGUAAUGAGACCUAACAGCUGAGUCACAGAAAUUAAACAAUAAUGCCUAUUUAAGAUUAAUAAUGCAUAUGUAAUUAUUUUCUAAGAGACUAGAGGAAAAUUCACUUUAAGUCUUCUACGUUCUAACAUUUUUGCUUAAAAGAAAUUUGCUCCCGAUGCAAAAUAAGUAAAUAGAAAGUGUUGGUUUCAACUUCAACAUGUACAAGAUUAUAACUAAAACAGUAGGGCUAGUGAGGAGGUUAAUUCAACCUUUUUUUUAUUCAGCCACCUGAUGUCAGGUGGUGAGUUACCAAUAUAUACUUCUCAUAAAGUAUCAGCACAUAUCAAAGAUAUCCCCGACAAUACGUGAACAUUUUUUGACCCCAAACUCUCCAGUUUACAGCAAGAAAAUGAAAAAUCAAAUAUGUUAUUAAAAACAAGGGUCUAAGAAUAAUGAUCAAACUUGAGCUCUCAGCUGUCAAACCCAUCAACCAGAUCAAAUAACAGCUCAUUUAAAGACUACCUGUCCGUGCUUUCAAGGUCACAGACUCCAGGUGACUGCUGUCUAUUAGGCUAUUUCAAUCUCUUCAUAAUAAAACUCAUGUAGGUAACCAAAUAUAAAACAAAUUUCACGAUAAUGCUCAAUAAUUCAAAACAUAUUCAUUUCUCACAAACCUUAUUCAGAUAUUUUUCUUUCUCUUGCAAAACUUUGAACUUGACCCGACAGAAAGUUGUUCGUUUUACCAGCAACUUUUAUGCAUAUUCAGCAUUCAAAAGGCCUUACAGGGUUAAAAUCAGAACAUAGGAAAGCAUUAAAGGCAACAUGAUAUGACGUGAAAAUAAGACGCUUAAAUUCCAAAUGUUUGAAAAUAUAAGAUUUAGUUUCCAAAAUUAAGAAUUAAUCCAACCGUUUUAACCACAUGUUGAAGUGGUCUUUCUCCUAAAUUAGAAGGUAUUAGUAAUUUUUUCAGGUUUGGGGAUUUAAAAACAUCAAAACACCGUAAAUCGUAAUGAUGAUAUUUAGAUUUCAACUAAAGAACAAACUAUAAAAGACAGAAAAUCGCAUUAAAGAAACCUCUCAGUUCAGUUAAGUUAAAGAAGAACAGUUUGACUGUCUCUUUGUCUGCAAAUGUGUGUUUGUGUGAGUUUUUUUUCAUUUUGGUGUGCAUGUCUGUGAUUGUGUGAGUGUGUGCAUCCUCGUCUGUGCGUGUGUCUGGCAUGGAUCCAGCUGUUGUCAGUCUUUCUCAGACAGUCAGAGAGGAGACAGAGGAAACAUCUGCCCGCUCAUCUGGCUCUGUCUGUCACACACACACACACACACACACACACACACUUUUUGCAUCUUUCUCCUUAAAAAAAAAAACCCACAGGCAGAAGGAAAAAAGUCCCAUAAUAAACUGACAGAGUUGUGACAGCAGAGGAUGAGGGAGGAAACCUGGUUUUGGAGUCUGAUUAUAACAGGAAACCUGUCAAAGUGUCAGCACAGUUUAACUCAUGAAGCUUAAACACAAACACAGCAGACAGGCCGCCUGCCAACCUGCUGAAGCUCCUGCACACAAAUACUGUAUGAAUCACACUCACUGUUUCCACUUCAGACACAGCCUCAUUCAGAAAAACUGGAUUCUCUACAAAAAGUGAAAACUACAUGUUUCAGUGAUUUUUGGAAUUCUAACUUAGUGACAGAUAGUUUGAUUCAUGAAUUAAUCAGCUGAUUUUAUACAUGUAUGUCCAUCACUAUUAGUCAUUAUGAUCCUGGAAUAAUUUAUGCAUACAAACUUAUCAAAUGUUCUUGAAUUAAAAGCUGUUUAAAAUACAACCACAGAAAUUACACAAUUAUUACCUCUCAUAGUCAGGAAAAGUAGAUUACCAUCCCCUAUUCUCUAACAGCAAUAUGAAAUAUCCAAAAUAUGAAGACAUCCACCGUAUUAGUAAACACAAGGGUAGAAUAAACAGGAAAAUCUGCAUUAUCUCUGGUAUUUUUUGUUAAAUUUAGAUUGUAUUACUGAUGAUUUACCAGCUACACGACACAUGAUAACAAAUGACUGUGGGGAGAACCAGCACUUUUUCUUUUCCCGUUCACAAUCUUAUGUUUAAAAAAACUCUUUAAAAAAAAGGACAGAGGAAACAAAAGCCAUGCAAAUCCCUCCAUUUGUUCCUUUUGUUCCAACAUUUUAAUAUUGAUAAAUGUUCAGUUAAGACUGGCCUCUUUUGAAGAUUAUUUUUGGAUAAUCCGUCACAAAAUGAGGAAAAGGAAUUCUAUAAACACACACACUUUUGUUAGAAACAUAUUUAAUGCAUUUAAUAUAGAGGGCAUGUGAAUUUGUAUGUUUUCUCACAUAUUUUAUAUGAUCAAUCUAACAUCUAUUUGUGCAUCUUUAAAACCCAAAACCUUCUCAAACUUUCAAAAGUACUGAAAAUAAGAGUUUUAAGUCAAAUGAGCUUGUAUUUAUUUUUUCACUCUCAGGGAAAUAUUGGAUAAAUCUGAUUUAAACUCAUUAUUCUUAGUUGAGUAAGAGCUGCUUAUAAUAUCUGGCAUAAAUGUUUUAAAAUAAGUUCCAGAAACUGAGCCUUAUAACAAGAUUUGGAGACUUUCUCUGUCGGAUUUUAACCACAGAUAGUUCCACUGUGUCCCAGGAUUAAAAUAUUAAAGCUGCAAAAUAUUAUUUAUGAGACAAGUCAAUUUGCAGAUUAUUUUCACAUGGUUGGUAGAAUCACUAAAAUUAUUCUAAAAUCUGAUCCUGGUUUCCUAAAGCUCUGGUGAAAUGAUCCUGUUUUAAAAACCUGAAAUAGACUCAUUGAUGAUACACGUAGAAAAAGGUAAAACCAUGUUUGAAAUAAACAUUUUCUCUCAUUUAGACUUAAUUUGAACAGUUUUAAUUGUUGCUUCAUCCCCUCUUGCACGCUAACCUGUUUCUUUUUAUUUCUACACUUAAUUUCAUUUCUAUUUUUCACAGCUUGUUUGGCUGAAAGAACCCGGUGAUCAUAGACAUAAGCUCAUUUAUUCAUAAAUGAGACAUGUGGGAUUAUUUUGACUGGGUUCAGCCUGAUCCGUAGUAAAUAUUCCAUAAUGUUAGGAUAAAUGUGGGCUAAGCACAGUGUGAAAAUGCGCAGGCCUGAGGGUGAAGACCGAGGGCUGGUCGGCUGAUUAAUCUCUAUUAUUUACAGUCAGAAUGAGUGGAGGUGGGGGGGGCAACAAUAACAACAAUAACAACAACAACAACACAGGAACAUAUUGUGGAGCAGAUUGCCUUGGGCCAAACGUAGCUCAACGUUGAGAGACGUAUGUGUCCAACAUGAGACUCCUGCUGCUAAUUGGUUAUUUAUUUCAUUUUUUAAUGUGCCGAUCUUUACCCCUUCCUCAACGGUGGAAGUUUGCUGUACUUUGAGAGUGUUAGGAGUUUGUGUAAAAGGUGACACUUAAAGAGAGUUUCUUUUUGACUAUAAGAGAAGAAAAGCACUCCCAUAGAAGUCAUAGACCGUUCGAUUAGAGAGAUGUCUGAAACAACGGAGAAAAAUCACAUUCAAUGUCUCAUGUGCGAGAGAAGUGUGCGUUUUAAAGCACAAGCAAGUGUACAUAUUUUUACAGUAUAUCUCUGUUAGGAGGAGUGCAGGUCAAGAAGUCAGCUCCUCUUUUAAACUCCCACUCCACAAAAUCCCACCUCUGCGUACUAACAUCAGGGAGGCAUUCAAAGUAAUUCCCACGAUGCAUUUCUGUCAUAUAUCUGGGUCAGAUGGUGUAAAGCUCUACACCAUAUGUCUGCUCUGUAGUGAGGCCACAGGGAUGAAGGACCAGUGUGUGUGUGAAUGUGUGUAUGUGUUUGUGUUUGUGUGUGUGUGUGUGUGUGUGUGUGUGUGUGUGUGUGUGUGAAUGUGUGUAUGUGUUUGUGUGCAGGACUUUUGGGAGUUCAGAUCUGGUUUUCCUGAAUGUUUUCUAUCUGUGUGAUUUCUACGUUCACUUUGACACACAUCAUCAUGCUAACAAAUGUGAAGUUACGGUUCUGAACAUAAGUGAACUCUUUUUUAAAAUAAGUGUAGAUAGAAAAACAAUAUUUUGCAAAAUCAAAUAGUGCCACAAAAAAUUUUGGAUGUCUGUUCAGCCAUCUUAAAUAAUUUAAUAUGAAAUAAAAUUGAAGGUAAACAUUAUAACAAAAAUAAAUUAAUUAUUCAUGCACAUUAGAAUUAAACAUUCACGGUUAUCUUAGCCGGUUACAUGUUACAAAUAGAUUUUCAAUUACUUCAAUGAGAGCCAACGCUAGUGUGAUGUUGUUUACCAUCAAUAAGUCUGAAUAAUCAGCCAACUGAUUCAUUAGUCCAUGUCUAAGCUGUUAUUAAGUCUACCUAUGUUUUGAAGAGGCAUCUACAGCUAAGCUCUACAAUGCUUCAGCUCCAAAAUAGCAAUAUUUUUCUUUCAGUUUGACCAAAACUGUUAGCCAGAGGGAAAUUAAGGAGCUUUUAGCUGGUAAUAUGGAGAAGAAGAUGAUACUGAUGUUAAUGGUAGAAGGUUUUUCUCUCAUGCUGUAGGGAUAAUAUAACCAACAUGCAAAACUAGUCAAGGAUUUUUGGGGAUUUUCACUCUUGGUAAAAAUAUUCUAAAACAUAACUUUUGUCACUCAGUACCACAGGGAUACACAAGUUACUAUUGAAUUUCAAGUCAAGUUGUGGCAGGAACUAAGACUGACCUUACACAUUUGAAAUUAGAUCACUGUUAACCACAGUCGUAGCAACUCAGAUGUACUUUACACACUGUGUGGAAGUGACAGAACCUGCAACGACAAGUCAGAGACAGAUAUUUUGUUGUUAAUUAUACUAAAGACUCCUAGACUUUUGCUGAUGUGUUUACAGGCAGUUUUAUGUGAUUCAGCCGAACAGCUUCAGAGCGACGUAUACAGUCUACAGGCUGUUCGAUUACUCGCCAUGAUGGAGAAUAGAUGCAUGUUCAGGCUUGUAAUUCAGAUCAAAAACAAAGACUUCUGCAUGAGAGCCAAUGUUACUUAAAGUUGAUGGCUCUUGUGUUUUUCUGCAGCUUUGUGUACAACUGUUCUAACUGUGAUGGUCUGUUUUGCCUGUAAUAAAACACCAACACCACAGAUUAAUGCAAAAUUAUAAAUGCUAGACCAAAACAGGCCAUCCAUCUGUUAAGACAAAUCCUGUCAAAAUGUGGGUGUCUUCAUAAACCAAGGAAAAAUUAUCUGCUUUCCUUUCCUAGUUCUACUUUAAUGACAGUGAUUGACGGAGCAGAUGCUGAAACAGACACAAAAAAUGUGAUUUAAUUUCACAUUCAAGGGUAUUAAUUAAAGCGUCAAAAUGGAUUAGACUUUUUAGUAUAUAAUUAUCUUGAUUAUACUUUUAAUAUACAUGUGAAAUCAUUUUACCCAUAUUAAUUUAUCAUCUUUAAAAGCCUGCCUCUGAUAAAGUGAUCCCUGGAGAGAUCUUGACCUGAAUAUUCAUAAACUCACUGGAACAAAUAAACUCCACAGAAGGUCAGGAAUUUAAGAGCGAACACGCUGGGUGUCCCCGUCUCGUCUUUCCAUGAGAGUCCAAACUGAGCGCGCUCUGCUCACAGGGCAAAAAUAAUAACAUUAAAAUCAUCAGCUCAGAGCUAAUCCCAUCCCGGCCUGUAAACAUUUUAAUACUGAGGUGAUUAGCAGUGAUCCACCCUCCCUCUUUGCCUGCCCAGACCCCGGCUUCACUCCCAGCCCAGCCUUGGCUCACCGUCCCCUGGGGAGGCAGCCAGGCGAGUCCCUGGAUUAAGGCCACUCGGUGCUUUGGACCCUCAAGCCCCGAAAGUUAAACCCCUGGACAUUCGCCACUUCAUUUCUCUAAGUGGCAUCAGCCUCCUUGUUAUGAUUGUUAAUUAAAGUUGGAUUUAAUCAAGUGGCUUGUUGGCAAAAUUUAUAAAAGUGCUGCCAUUUUCUGCUCCAUUCUUUGUUUCUGAGUGAGUGGAGUGGGUUGGAGUGGGUUUACGAAUCAUGGCGUCUCACUGUCAGUUCACACGCCGUAUACUGUGUGCUGUACAUCCCGUCUUUUAUUCAGUGUGAGAAAGUAAAAUGCUGUUCUGCAGGGGGGGAGGGGGCAGAUUUUUCAGAUGAGUGAGCAGAUGUUGCUCUUCCUCUGGAGGGAUUUAUGUCAGAUAGAAGCACACACACACACACACACAUACUCACUCAAACGCAGCAUGUUGUAUGCAUUUGAACAGUGAACAACGUCUACCCUCUGCUAAGGAUGCACUCUCUUAUCAAGCUUAAUGGAAGAGUCAUAUUAAAACUUGCUGUAACACUUACAACUUUUACUUUUACUGUUUGUGCAAGCUAAUGUUCUAAUGUUUCUGGGUAGACUGUGUAAAAAGUAACACCACCACCUCAACGUCAUGCACACUAACUUGUACGCACCGACUGCAAGCGUCUCUUCAGGAAAGGAAAUAAUGGUACACUCAGUUUGUCUACUUUGCUCAUUGCUGAAAUCUAACAUGCAGCUUUUGAUUGAUCUAUUCAUUAAUUUAUUUGUUGGCUUAGCUUACAAAUCAUGCAGACAGUAGUGCUUGGGAUGCUUUGAUUGACCUGCAUAUGGAUCAAUCUUUGGUGCAUUAUUUGUGCUUUUUGUUGACUUGGGUAUGAAUGAGUUAGUCAGUGUGCUCUAUUUGUGGUGCUGAUGGGGAUGUUUUAGCGUUACUAGUAGUUGUAUUUUUAAUUAGUCAUCAUAUAUAACUCAAUCAUUUCCACUUUUUAAUCAAAGCCAACAGUCAUAGAUUAAGUUAUAACUAAACAUGCAGCAGCAAAAUCUCCUCUCUAAUCGAAAUGCAGUUUCAGCAGAUGGCUAACAUGAGUCUAGUUCUGCUCAAGGUUUCUGCCUGUUAAAUAAGUUUUUCCUCACUGCUGUAACUUGCUAAAUACUGCAAAGUGUUACACUCAUGUGGUUGAAAAUGGUAUGGGAGUAGAUCUGAUUUUACAAAAGGGGACUUAAUCUUAUCCCAUCUUGAAGUUUGGUCUUUCUGGAUAUAACAAAUUGAACAGUCUAGAGCAGCUUUUUUUGUCACGUCUUGGUAGCUAGCUUAUAUUUUUAAAACGUAUCUGUGUGGAUUCUGGGUUAAAUUUGAACAGGAAUAACAAGCUUUAUAGUUGAUAGCAACAGACUCCACUCAAACCUGUCUGUCACUUUACCUGACCUGUUAUAAAGGCAGAAAUGACUCAUAAAGGUAAACCAAAAAAUUAAACAGUCUUACUUCACUGUAUAUGAAGAUUUUUGUAAUAACCCUUUAAUAUUGUUUUAUGCUUCCCGGUAUCAGCUUUUUUUCUGAGUCAGUAUCCAUUAAUGUACAUCUAAAACCAAAAGCCAAGAUGUCCGCCCAGUCUGUUGACUUAUCAUAACCCAUAAUGCACCAAGACAGAGUAAAAGAAAUGGGAAGCAAGUGUGUUCAUGUUUAUUGUCUGUAGUAUCACCCACCAUUAACUAGGUACAUUUGCUGCUCAGACUGCGUUAACAUGGUUUUGGGGGUCUAUUAUUGUGUUCACUUCUUUCAGCAAGGGUCUGAGCCUUCGCCUCGCAAAUCGCCCACAAUUGUCCGUCAGGGCGCCGUCAAAGACGAGGUCGACCACAUCAAGAAGGCCAGUCAGAAGCCCUCUGGAGUCCUGUCCGGGGGUUCAAACCUGCGCCGAGCAGGCAGCAUUAAAGACCUAAUCAGUAAAUUCUCUGGGCCAGAGCGCGCCUCUUCUCCACUGAGCCCCUCCUCUGGAUCCCCAAAGUCUCCCUUUCCCGAGAUUCUGGGCUCACCAAAGUCCAAGAUGAGUCUGGUUACACUGAGCAGUCUUGACCCGGACCCGAGUCCAGCCCCUGUCAUCACCGUUACUCCACUUCACGCCUCUUCUCCACUGAGCCUCUCCUCUGGAUCCCCAAAGUCUCCCUUUCCCGAGAUUCUGGGCUCACCAAAGUCCAAGAUGAGUCUGGUUAACCUGAUCAGUCUUGAACCGGACCCAAGUCCAGCCCCUGUCGUCACCGUUACUCCACUUCACGCCUCUUCUCCACUGAGCCCCUCCUCUGGAUCCCCAAAGUCUCCCUUUCCCGAGAUUCUGGGCUCACCAAAGUCCAAGAUGAGUCUGGUUAACCUGAUCAGUCUUGACCCAGACCCAAGUCCAGCCCCUGUCGUCACCGUUACUCCACUUCUCGACUCUUCUCCACUGAGGCCCUCCUCUGGAUCCCCAAAGUCUCCCUUUCCCGAGAUUCUGGGCUCUCCAAAGUCCAAGAUGAGUCUGGUUAACCUUAUCAGUCUUGACCCAGACCCGAGUCCAGCCCCUGUCGUCACCGUUACUCCACCGAUCAGGAAAAACAGUCAAAAUGGAGAUAAACUGGCUCAGACAGACACGAAAACAAGUCCAAUUAUAGCAGGAAUCGCUAGUUCAGAAGGAGGCGUCUCUGAGAAGACUGAAUUAGAGUCAAAGAAGAAAACACAAACAACAGACUCUGGUAGGGAAUCGGUGGCUGACUCCGGUAUGGGAUCGGUAAGCGAAAUAAACGUCCCGAAAACCCUUCUGUGUUGAUGUCCACGCAUGACAAGAAAGCUCUGCAUCCGCUGUGCAUGAAGAUGUCAAAGCAGCAUGGCACUGCAGCUGUCUUUAAAUGCAUCUCAAUCUGGAUAACAACGAUAACGAAAAGCAUCAAACCGUGAUGGGCUCUUUAAUCAAACUAAUCAAAUUGGUCUCAAACUCCCCUUUCUGCUCGAUCCUAUCCUAUGAAUCAGCUUCUGCACUGGAACAAUUCAUCUGUGAUCUAACAUCAUAACACCGACCUUUACUUUGUGACUGUGUUGACUUUAAUUGCAUGAGACUGUUUGGUUCAGGAGCAAUGUGCUUAAGCUUGCAUCUGACAAUUUGCUUGACAAGUAAUUGUGUGUUUACCAGCUUGUUGUGGUGUUCUUCUGCCCCCUAAUGGCCAGGCCAGAAAAUUCACAACUGUAAUUUUUCAUGAAAUCUCAGUUGGCACAUUGUGAAGGAAAAUCUGUUGGAAUGAAAUCCUGGAAGCUGAAACAGAUUAAAAAGUUGAUUAUUAUUAAACUUCAGACAAAAUUGAUAAUUGCUAUGAUCCUCAUUGUAUCUUUUCUCCCAGAAGGAUUGUUACUCUUACGAAUCUUCAAAAUUAAACUGCUCUUUUUGUCUGAUUUGAUGUCCAAUCUAAUCAUCUUUUGUCAAUCUAAUCUCCUCUGUCUGUUUAAUAACUGACACAAUGCUCCUUGAACUCAUCCUGUGUUUUUCAUACCCUCUGAUGCAGGUGAAUCUUUUUGUCAAAAACAUCAUUUUUAUGCCUCGUCCCUCUUUUCUUUCCUCUUCCUCUAGGAAUCUGAAUUUGAUACCAACAAGCAGCCAGAGAGCCCAUCAGAGGAGGAGCCCACCACACCCAAAGUCGUGUCCACCAGCCAGAACCCGAAAUAUCAGCUGUUCCUCAACAAUGAGAUAAAGACCAACGGGGUGAGCGGCAGGGAAGCAGAUGGUCUAGGCGGAGGCGGGCUGGUGGGGGAGAAUGGCCCCAGGCUGCCCCGAUUGGAAACACCCCGGCAGGGGAUGAACCACUUUCGAGGGUCUCUGGAGUCCCUGACCCCACGGGAGUGGGACACUAUGUCUGACAGGGUGGGUGAGGUCGAUUGGGGACUCUAAAUGUUUGUGAAUCAGAUCUGGGAGAUUAGAGACAGUCCUCUGAUAAUCACAUGCUGUUUUACAGCUGGAUAUCUGUGAUUUCUAAAAAGAAAAAUGGGAGAGCGCCAUCUCCUGGACAAAGCACUGAUCCAAUUCUGUUCAUACAAUAUGAAAACACCACAUCUUUAAAGAAUUAAGACAAGAUACAACCAUUUGGUAAAGUUUAUUCUGGACCUCUUCUCCCAGAGAGAAAUGAUCAGUGCUGCAAAGUCAAACCUUAGCAACUGAGUAAAAAGUCAUAUUUUUAUGAAUAAGUGGGAAUUUCUGCAGAUGUGUGAAACUUAAAGCACAAUUCUGCUGCACUUUUACAUUAUCCUGCACGAAGAAGAAAUGUUCAAGUAUUCAUAGAUAGCACCUGGAGAUUAAUCAUCUGGUGUUCCAGGAAUUUGACACAAAACACGCAAGCAAUGAAAACUUAUUCAACAACAUACAAAGGCCGUCAAGCACCAACUCAAACUUUCUUCCCAUAGUGCCUCUACAUCUACAAAGAUUAAACAGGAACUGAUUUUAAAAAAGUGGAUAAAGAGUUGGGGUUUUUUACACUGUCUAGUAGUUUAUUGCAGUCAGAGGGAGCAGUGAGUUUAAUGGCAUGUCUUUGUUGGUUUUUAGGGCAAGGAUGGAAAUUUGCGGUGUGUCUGAGAGAGUACGGGGAUUUGUAGGAUGGUAAAUAUUAUUUAAGAAAGGGGACUCAGUUAAAAAAAUGCAUUUAAAAAAAUUGCACUAGAGCCUGUGAUAAUGUCUUCAUGCAGUGCAAAAAGACAUAGACACACAAAGAAAUGCAGUUAAUUACAAAUAUAAAACUUUUUUUUAAUUGAACUCAUGAAUAUUUUAAAGUUGCAGUUUUUUACAUAGGCAAAAACCUCGGAUCUUGAGAAAUGAAGCUGAUGCAGGUGUGCUAAAAAAACUGCAGUUCCUCAAGUGUCCUCUUGAGGCUGACUGCAGAAGCAACAAAAACUACAUACACACUCAGCCAAAAAAAAAGCCUUUUUUUACAAUGGCGUCCAGUAAUUAUACAGCCUAUUGUCAAAACCCUGACAACCAACAACUUCAAGAUAUAUUUUUUCCCUUCCAGAUGUUGGAUGACAUCUUCUGGAAAAAGCACAGAUUAAAGGUUUCUUAUUUGCUGACUAUGACUAUCACUGAUUUAUCAUACCAGAGUUUCUCAACUUCUGGCAGACUUCUGCAAUGGUUUUAACAUCAUAAAUGCUUUUUCAGAUGUUAAAUAUUUGAUUAAUUAAAUGUUGGUUGAGAAACUCAGUUGUAUGAAGUGACCGAAGAGUUAAAUGUUGCCUCACAUCAAAUCCAAUCAUUGCCAGAACCGCUUUCGCAAAGUCCAGCUUCUAAAUGUUCAGUUCUAUAAUGGAAAUAAAAUGAUCAACUAGAGCCAAUGUGCAGCUGUCAAUAAAAAAGGUCAUGCUUAAUGACAAUGUUUCAACAAGUGAUCAAUACUAAUGUAAUAAUAAAUUAUAUUUUCUUUUUCUCAAUUUAUCUUCAUUUAAUUUCUGCAACAAUUGUUUGAAUUUUAUUUACCACCAAUAGAAGAAGAUGCUAAAUCUAUGCUUCUGCAAUUGUUUUCAAUCCGCAAUAAGAUCCAUUUUCAUUACAUGUUUCUCUAUCUAUAACUUUAUUACUGUUUUGUUUUGUUUUUUUUCCUAGGCAAGCUUUUCUGACAACUCUCCCAGGGUGUUUCACAGUCCAUACUCCACCUCCAUGGAUUACAACCCCACACAUCGCAUGUCUGAGUUUAAGGUUAUUAUAUUUCCGCUACUUUAAUAUGCAAGAUGCUACCUGGAUGUAUGUUUAUGAUUUGUUCAAGUUCUUCUGUUUUCUGGUUGAAGAAAUACUCCAAAUGUCAAAAUCUUAGGUGGCUUUUGCCUUUAAAAUUUACACAAGCAAGCCUCCGAUAUAACUGAGUGAAGGGACUGACUCUGGUCUUUGCCUCUUUGUUCAGCCCGGACCGUCUCCUGCCACCUCUGAAUUGAACCUCUUCAGCUUCACCAGUCGCAGCACCAGUCCAGUAGCCCACCCUCUCAACUCUCCUCGCCCGCGAUAUUCUGCCUAUGACAGUUUGAUAAAGAGGAGGACCGAGAUGAUCCACCCUGUAAGUCGCAUUCACACAAAUACUGUCAACUACCCACACAUAUACUACAGACUUAUUAAUUACACUGUUACUUUUUUUUGAUGUUGAUUGAAAUCUGACAAAUAUGGGACUUUAACACCAAUACCACAAAUUGUGUCCGGAAUUUUUCUUGGUGGUUAAAUUUGAAGAGGUGAUGUAAUAUCUAUAUUUAUCACACAAUUUACAAUAAACUAAAGCUCCUCUGCUUGCAUGUGUCACCAAAAACUGUCAUAUUUUCUUAAAAUGCUGCAAUUUUUUUAUAUUUAUUUUUGCAGAAUCUGUUGUCGUUACUGAUACCAAUAUAUCUGUGAUAGGCUAAAAUCAGCUGCAUAGAUCAGUCAGGCUUGAAUGUUUGUAUUUAGGGUUUAUUUAUGUCUUUGUCGCAGCAGCAGCAGCAUCAGCAGCUGCAGCUCCAGCAGCAGCCACAGGUGAUAAAUACCCACUACAGUAUGCGCUCUAAUACAGUGGGAGCUUCACCCAAUAGGAAAGACUACAUAGAAGAGCUGACCAAACAGAUGGAUGCCUGUCAGAAGGUAUGCUUCAUCUCCUUCAUUUCUGGGAGUCCAGAACUUGCUAUUGAUGCCUGAUGGAAGUCAGAUAUGAACAGUGUAUUCUGUGUUUUCUUCAGCGUAACCAGUUCCUGGAGGCAGAGAGCAUUGAAAUGGACAAAGAAAGGAACCAGAUUAGGUCAGGUGUUGUUUUCUUUCCAUUACUUUCUGUUUCUGGUCACAUUUACACUUUCUUUUGAAUCUUAUUUUUUUAGAGUAAGCUAACAAGCUGUUUUACUGUGUCUCUGAAGGUUUGAGAUGCGCAACCUGCUGGUUAACAAUGAGGACCUGCUGAGAACCAACACUCAGCUGAACAAUGAGAUGAAGAGGCUGAGGGAGCAGAUGCUGGAGAUGGACAGAGAGAAACAGGCCAUGGUUGAGAGAUUCAGAACCAUGGAGGUAAGAGCAGGUGGAUGAAUGGAUGAAUGAAUGGAAAGAUCCAGCAAGUUAUUCAUGUGUUUGCAUGAGUGUUUCUUCUUUCUGUGCAGAUUGAGGUGAAGGAGGCACGAGAGGUGAUGGUGGAGGCCAACAAUCAGGAGUACGCCUUCAAUUUCCUCCAGCAGUCACUCCAAACCCAGCUGAAGGAUGCAGAGGUACUAAAGCCCAAAACCCCAGUAGUAAAAAGAGAGACAGAAGGAACGGGUGUCAGACAGUAUUGCUGCCUUAUCCUCAACAAAAAAAUCUUGUACAUUGUGAUCAGAGUUCCUCAAUAAAUGACAGGGGUUUCUCUUUAAAUCUUUAGGUUUUGGUUAGUACUAGACACCAAUGUUAAAAAAAAAAAAAGAACCAGAGCCCUAAAUACUGUGUGUUGUGUGGUGUUCAGGAGAGUCUGGAGAAGGAGCAGCAGCACUCCCAGAGUCUUUCUGAGAAGCUGUGGCACGCAGAGAGGCAGCUGGAGGAGCUGGAGUUUGAUAAAGGCACCAAAAGCAAGAAGGCGUCUGAACUUAACAGCACUAUCGAAAGACUGGAGAAAGAGGUAAAGAGAUCGAAAAAGGAUUGUUUGACCUUCACAUGUCUAUUAAACCAAAAACAUUAUUAUCUAUGGAAGUUGAAAUACCAUAUCCUUAUUAUUGUAUAUUAUAUUGUGAAAUUAGUGAGGAGAUGGCUGAGUUGGGUAUCAUCUGCAUGUCAUGAUACAAUACAGCCAAACCGAGAAUAGAGCCUUGGGGAACUUUAAAGAUCAAACCUUGGGCUGUUGUCACUUUACUGAAUUAUUGUUCAUGUUCAUGUAAUUUUAUGAAAUGCAGUUCACAGCAGUACCAUCAUGGGAAGAUAUGUGAUCUCUUCAAGUGGUCUGCUAAUGUUUUGGAGAUCAGUUAUACUCCUGUGAAUUCACAAGAUCAAGUACCCUUAGAUUUACAUCCUUUCUUAACGCUCAGUGGCUAAAAACAGCCACUGACAUUGACUGCUGUGAAAACAUAUUGGAUUCAUAUUUUUUUCAGAUUUUUUUUCAUAUAUCCCUUUAUUAACAUCUGCUUUAUUCAAAACUAGUAAAUGUUUCAUUAAGAAUCCAAAUUUUAACCCUUUAAGGACCCAUUUAAAAUAUAAAGUCACUAAAAUUGGGGAAAAAAUGGGAGGAAAACGACUGAUUUUUAUUAGAUUUAUUUUCUACCAUAUCAGUGACAUUAUGUUUUGAAUGGACCCUCAAAGGGUUAAAAAAAAUGUUUUUAGAUGAAACAUUCACUAGUUUUGACCAAAGCAGAAGUUAAUUAAGAGAUAUAUGAAAAAAAUAUUGGAAAAAAAUAUUAACCCAAUAUGUUUUUACAGCAAAGUUAGUGGCUGUUUUUAGCAACUGAGCGUUAACAACGGAUGAAAAUUUGCCCACCGUGUAUUUUUAAGUCAUAUUCUCAAAGUGUCCAUCAAUAUAAGCAUCUGCACAAAAAAUCCUCCCAUUUGCUGCAGUAAAAAAAAAAGUUACGUGGAAAUUAGUGGCUAAAUUUUGCCCCUAGUGGCUGAUUUCAGCCACAGCGUCACACAAGGGUUAAUCAGAAAGAAUAUUAGCUUACAUAGCAGGGUCAAAAUGACAAAUAAUGUGUGUAUGUGCCUACUAAUGUAUACAAUAAGUUGGUGUGUGUGUGUGUGUUUCCAGCUGUCUGAGGCCCUGCAGGUGUCGACACAGGCCACAGCAGAGCUCAACCUGCAGCAGAAGCUGCGUGAUGAUGGCCAGGUGAGGGUGGAGGAGCUGGAGGAGUCUUUGCUGGAGAAAGAACAGGAGGUGGUAAAACUACAGGCCCUCGUCAACAAACUGCAGGGAGAGGUACGACCCUGAAAGUCUCUUUUCAUCUAAAUAUGUAAAGCUGCAAAUUGAAGGAUUUACUCCAGGUGCAUUGUUCUUAUGGUCAUUGCAUGCGUAUGUGUAGGUCUCUGGUAAACUGAUCGAUAAGGAACGAACGCUGGAGGAGGAGAUCCAGCUGAGAGAGAGGAUCCAGCUGCAGUGUAAGCAGGCAGAGAGGUCAGUGGAGGACCUCCAAAUGGAGCUGCACACCACCAUUCAGGGGAAAGAGGACCUGGCUAAACAACUCAAACAGGCCCAGGUAAAUCACUGAAAACUCAGUACUGAACUGGUACAGUAAGAGUAAAAUCCUGCUUUGUAGUUUUGGACACCAUCAUAUUUUGUAAAUAAGUAAAAUAGCUGUUUAUGGAUGAUAAAAGUUGCAUGUUUGACCUGUAAUUUUAUAGUUUGAAUGAAUCUCGAUAAGUUUUAGUAUUCAACACUAAACAUUGACAAAUAAACACACGCACACACACACUUCUCUCUCCAUUUGCCAUGAAUUAAAUAAGUGCCAUUAUUAGACAGUAUCUAUAGUAUAAAAACAAACAUGACCCAGUGAUUCAAAUAGAGAUGUCCACUUGAGUUUAUCAGUCAUGCAAACCAUCAGAGUUUGGGGUUAAUGAGGCAUUAAUUAUGCUAAUCCUGCUCCUGCCUUAAUCCCGAAUAUUCAUCAUACUGCUAUUUCCGUAGAAACUUUAUCCGUCCCAUUUCUGAAUAACCUGAAUUUGUUGUGCUGACGGUUGUCACCAUGAAUGUUGACCUGAGAUCAGAGGCUGUCAGAGAAAAAAUAGUGUAGUUUAAUUGUUUAGAUGAUGCUAAAUUCCUUCUUCUUCCUCUUGUUUCAGGAGAAGAUGAUUGACCUGGAGACUGACCUGGAGGAGCUGCAUGACAGUGAGCAGAGGUGGGCCGCAAAGCACAAGAGAGCCAUCGAGCAGGUAAAAACUCAAGGGACAGAAAGUGUCAUUUGUGGGAUUUAUCAGCUAAUAAACAAACUUGAUUACUAUGAUUGGACCGAGUACAUCCAACUGAGAGUGAGACAUUUCUGUUUAUUUUCUGUUAGACUGAGCAGCUGCAGCUGAAGCUGAUUCAGGAGAAGGAUAUGAAUGAUGUGCUGGAGACUGACAAGGCCGGCAUGGAGAGACAGGUACUUUGUGUUUAUAGAUGUGUUUGGUUGUAUUCUGAUUUAUUUGGACCCUUUUUGCCAUAAUGUUUCACUUUUCACAUGAGGGAAACCUGCAGAUUUUCGAGGCUCAUGUCGGUAAAAAACAGUUUUGUAAUAUUUAAAGGACAUACUAUAGUUGCAACUAUCUUUUAAGAAGCCCAAAUUCCCAGAUAUGGAAAAUUUUAUUAACAAUACCCAUUUCAAAGGGGCAAAAGUCACUAAUUUCUUGUUAGAAAACAAAAAAAGGGUAAAAAAUAGGUGGUGAGCAAAGAUUUUGUAGUUAAAUCACUGUAAAAAUGUUGCUUUCUGCAACAAGCAACUUUGUUAAAAAACUUUUACAGUUAUUAACUGUGACACAACUAUGAGACAAAACGUAAGCUCAGCUCUGCGCUUUAAGAAACCCUGUGAAAUCAAGUGUUUAAAAGCAUUUCUCAGUAUGUGAUGAAUGAACAACAGAGGCAUAACUCGAAUGAAGCCAAAAUCUGAAAUAAGCUUUUUCUUUCCCUCUCUCUCUCUAUAGCUGCGUGAGUUGCGUUCAGAGGUGGAGGAGCUUCAGAGCUCCAGAGUUCAGGAGGAUGUCAUCUCCAGGGCUGAGACUCGAGUCAAAGAGCUGGAGAACACACUGAGGACCGAGGAGAGGUCAGUCACAUCACUGCUGGUUUUGACUUGAACUGUUCAUCAGGUUGUUUCCUCUCAAGUCUAGUCAUACCUGUAGCUCAGAUCUUUUGGUCAGGACCAGAAAGUGACCAUACGGGGGAAAAAAAACAUCCAAACUAGCAUGGAUUUGGAUAUGAGAAAUAUUUGACCAAUGUAACCCAUGCUGUAAUGAGCUGGAACGCACAGACAUGCAUGUUCAGCUAAGCUAUUGCUACAGGCUCAUGAGUUUGUGUUGUGUCACAGGAACAAAUCUGUUCUGGGAAACAGUGUCAGCAAACUGGAGAGGAGGAUCAACGAGCUGACUGACCAGAUGGAGGAGGAGCACAGGAUAGCUAAUGAGCAGAAAGAGCUGGUAACACUAAAACACAGAGAUACACGCACACACACACUCUUUUCACCACAUGAUGGCAGUGUAAGCAAAGUAACCAAUAUGUUUAGUGUCCCUCUUUUCAACAGGAGUAGAAAGAUGAAAUAUCCACAUCUAUCUUUAUUAACAUCAAGAUACUUUUUAUGCAAUUAAUUUAACAUAAAUGGACAUCAAAAGUACUUGAUUAAAUCAUCUGUUUUGAAUGGAUUUGGUCUUUUAUUCUGAAAAUAUUGUUGUUUAUGCCAGGACAUUUUUUGCUUUCUGCAAGCAAAACUCCUUUUUUUUAUUUUCUUUUUUUAAUCUAUCCUUUUAAAGGUACAGUAUGUGUUUUUUUUUUCUGGCAUUUGGCAGAACAGACUUGGUUGUACUGAAAUAUUAAGCAUUUGUUUACAUUAGUUCUUAAAAAAUGGUCUUUUAAGGUGUUAAAAAUUUGACAUUACCGUGAGAGAAAUUUGCUUCAGAGGAUAUUUCACAAAAAUUAUGACCUGCCAAACUAUUCAAGAUGAUUUUGUUAAAUGUUGUGCAAACAUAUAUAGACAAACGAGGAAAGUCUAUGUGAUAGCUCACACUGUUUUUAGCCGUAGGUGGCAGUUUUCAUCUUCUCCUGUGAAUCCAAACUAAAUGCUGCUCUGUGAUCCCUCCUCCAGAUGGCCCAGAGGAUCCGUUCCCUGAAGCGUCAGGUAAACGAGGCAGAAGAGGAGGCGAGCAGGAAAGAGGCUCAGUACCGCCACACCCAGAGAGAGCUGGCAGAGGAGAGGGAGACGAGUGGCCGUCUGCAGAGGCAGCUGCUGGACCAGCACAUGCAGACGAAGUAUGAACAUUAGCACACUGACAUUUUCUCACACUUGGUCUACACUUUGGCAUCACUUAGAAGUUAAUACUUAAGAUUUUAAAAGGCUGUAAGAGAUAAGGGAGAAAAAAGGUCUAGUCCAACUUAAAAAUACCCAAGAUUUUUUUUAAAAAAAGAAGAAAAAUAAUAGGAGCAAUCUUGUCAUUUCUCCUGGCAGUUAGUUUUCUCACUCCUGGCUCACGGUAGAGUUGAUUCCUGUAAACUUUGUGUUUAGAUCCUACCUCUCAUUGUUUACAUGUCGUAGUGAUCCUGGCCAAGACACUGAGCCUAAAACUGCUCCAGAGUGGUUCCAGGUUGUAAAAUCAGCCCUGUUUUAACGCAUGUGAGAGGGAUUAGUAGUGCUUGUGCACCAGACCAAAAUCAUCACCUUUGUUCCAUAAAUCAACCUGUUUCUCUUGAUGUCACAGGCGUAUGGAUUCUCUGACCAUCCGUCAGACUCUGGACAACCUGAGGUUGGACUUGAGCGUCGACGAUGAAGACGAGGAGCCGCCAAAAGAAGAAGAAGAAACAACAACGGGCCAAGUCACCAAAGUCUAA
Messenger RNA from Xyrichtys novacula (pearly razorfish), 40311 nucleotides. Lineage: Eukaryota; Metazoa; Chordata; Actinopteri; Labriformes; Labridae. The record is from the annotation of a GenBank genome assembly.